GUUCGGUUAUAUUAUUGUGAAAAAUAAUAUUAUAAUGGUUUUUGAUAUUAUUAUUAUUGUAGUGUUAUCAUUUCUAUUUUUAAUUUAUUUAUGGUUUAAAUAUCGUUUUACAUAUUGGAAAAGAAAACGAAUUCCUUAUAUAAAACCAAUUGUACCUAUUGGAAAUUUAAAGGAUGCUGGUAGAACAAAAACAAUUGGUAUUCGUUUAUAUGAAUUAUAUAAAGAAGGAAAAGAAAUAAAUUAUCCAUAUGUUGGAAUAUUUGCAUUCUUUACACCUAGUCUUUUAGCUAUAGAUAUUGAUUUCAUAAAAACAAUAUUAAUUAAAGAUUUUCAAUAUUUUACGGAUCGUAAUGUAUAUUAUAAUGAAAAUGAUGAUCCAUUGUCAGCACAUUUAUUUAGUAUUGAAGGUGUUAAAUGGAAAAAAUUACGUACAAAAAUGACACCAACAUUUACAUCUGGUAAAAUGAAAUUUAUGUUUCCAACAAUUGCUACUAUUGGUGAACGAUUUGGUGAUACAUUAGAAAGUAUGCUAUGGAAUGAGAGUAUACCAAGUAAAAAAACUCUUUUAGAAAUGAAACAAUUAUCAGCACGUUAUACAACAGAUGUAAUUGGUACUUGUGCAUUCGGUAUUGAUUGUAAUAGUUUAAAAGAUCCAAAAGCAAAAUUUCGUAUGAUUGGAAAAAAAUCAUUAGAAAAACCAAGAAUGACUGUACCAUUAAGAUUAUUAUCAAGUCAAUUUCCUAAUUUUGCAAGAAAAUUACAUAUAAAAACAGAACAUGAUGAUGUUAGUGAAUUUUUUAUGGGUGCAUUAAAAGAAACAAUUGGUUUUAGAGAAAGAAAUGAUGUUCGAAGAAAUGAUUUCCUUGAUAUAAUGAUAAGUUUAAAAAAUUCUGAUAAUGAAGAUGAACGUAUUACAUUUGAAGAAAUUGCAGCUCAAGCAUACAUAUUCUUUUUAGCUGGAUAUGAAACAUCAUCAAUAACAUUAUCAUUUUGUUUAUAUGAAUUAGCAUUAAAUGAAGAUAUACAAUGUAAAGCUAGAUCGGAAAUAACAAGAGUUUUAGAAAAAUAUCAUAAUAUUUUAACAUAUGAUGCUGUUACGGAAAUGAUUUAUGUUCAACAAAUAAUUGAUGAAACACUUCGCAAAUAUCCACCAGCUACAACACUUCAACGUAAAGUUGCAGAAGAUUAUAAAGUAAAUGACACAAAUGAUGUUAUUGAGAAAGGACGAAAUAUUAUAAUUUCAAUUUAUGGAAUUCAUCAUGAUCCACAGUAUUAUCCUGAUCCAGAAAAAUUUGAUCCAGAUCGUUUUUCAAUUGAAAAUAAUCAGAAGAGAAUACCAUUAACUUACAUCCCAUUUGGUGAUGGUCCAAGAAAUUGUAUUGGAAAAAGAUUUGGUAAACUUCAAACAAGUAUUGGAUUGAUAUCACUUUUGAGUAGAUUUAAAUUUACUAAGUCGGAGAAAACAAUUGAACCAUUGAAAUUUUCACCAAAAAGUUUUAUAUUAUCGCCAGUUGGUGGUGUUUGGUUGUAUGUUGAGAAAAUUUACCAAAGUACAGAACUUUAGUUUUAAUUUUUUAAUUGUAAAAUUUUUGUAAAUUUACACAAUAGUUUUAAAUAUUUUUAAUACUUAAUUUAUUUAAUUUGCAAAUUUAUUUUUUGAUGUAAAUAAAUUUGUCUAACAUUAUUCUUCAGAAAUGUUUCAUUAUUAUAAAUAUAGCGUCUUGUUAAUAAUAUAGCGACAAAAAGUGAUAAUAGGCGAAAUUGUUAAUAAUAGACAAAAUAUAUUUUUAUUUUAUUACGUAGGUUAGGAAAA
Messenger RNA from Condylostylus longicornis, 1813 nucleotides. RefSeq names its product probable cytochrome P450 6a13. The record is from RefSeq and is a predicted model, not a curated record. Gene Ontology annotation, molecular function: oxidoreductase activity, acting on paired donors, with incorporation or reduction of molecular oxygen; heme binding; monooxygenase activity. The transcript is spliced from 2 exons. NCBI's taxonomy places the organism in Eukaryota, Metazoa, Arthropoda, Insecta, Diptera, Dolichopodidae. Bases 35 to 1564 code for a protein of 509 amino acids.